Populus nigra (black poplar) is the source of this 4395-nucleotide messenger RNA. RefSeq names its product putative disease resistance RPP13-like protein 1. Gene Ontology annotation, molecular function: ADP binding. Gene Ontology annotation, biological process: defense response to other organism. The transcript is spliced from 2 exons. The coding region runs from base 151 to 3852 and encodes 1233 amino acids. NCBI's taxonomy places the organism in Eukaryota, Viridiplantae, Streptophyta, Magnoliopsida, Malpighiales, Salicaceae. The record is from RefSeq and is a predicted model, not a curated record.
AGAGCCGAGAGAGAAAAAGCUUUCGCCAGUUCUUUACGCAAAUUCUUUCCCCUUCUGUCACCUGAACAAAAUCCCCUCUUUUUCUUCUUCUUCUUCUUCUUCUUCUUGUUUGUUUACUCUUCCUUCGUUACUUUGCAAAGAGGAGAAACCAUGGCCGGGGCUUUAGUAGGGGGAGCUUUUCUUUCUUCUUUCCUUAAUGUUUUGUUCGACAGGAUGGCCUCUCCCCAGGUGGUUGCCUUCUUCAGAGGCCACAAAGUCAACGAUUGGCUGCUAACGAGGUUGGAGACAGCAAUGACAUCUCUCAGUGUGGUGCUUGACGAUGCUGAGGAGAAGCAGAUAACAAACAGAGCUGUGCGGGAUUGGCUGGACCUGCUUAAAGACGCUGUCUAUAAAGCCGACGACUUCUUGGAUGAGAUUGCUUAUGAAGCUCUACGGCAGGAGGUGGAAGCUGAAGAUCAAACCUUCACAGGUCAGACGCAGAGGCUUCUUUCUUUCAUUAACCCACUUGAAAUAUUGGGCUCGAGAGAGAUCGAAGAAAAAUUAGAAGUCCUCUUGCAGGAUCUAGAUCCCUUAGUUGAACGACUGCAUGCCCUUGGUUUGAUCAACCCCAAUGUAGAAAGACCAUCAUCGCCUAAAAGACCAACAACUUCUCUGGUGGAUGAAUCUAGUGUUUAUGGUAGAGAUGAUGACAGGGAAGCAAUACUGAAGUUGCUUCAACCAGACGAUGCCAGUGGAGAAAACCCAGGUGUGGUUCCCGUACGGGGAAUGGGCGGGGUUGGUAAAACCACGCUUGCUCAGCUUGUAUACAAUAGCAGCGAAGUACAAGAGUGGUUCGACCUCAAAGCCUGGGUUUGUGUUUCAGACGAUUUCAGUGUUUUGAGGUUAACCAAGGGGAUCUUUGAGGCGUUCGGUUCAAAGCCUGAUCCUGAUUCUGAUAGUCUGAAUAAUCUCCAGCUUCAGUUGAAGGACAGAUUGGAGGGAAAGAGAUUCUUGCUUGUUUUAGAUGACGUUUGGAAUGAAGAUUAUGCUGAGUGGGACAAGUUGUUUACCCCCCUGAAAUACGGAGCACAGGGGAUGAGUAAGAUUCUUGUCACAACUCGCAAUGAAAGUGUAGCAUCGGUCAUGAGAACUGUUACAACUCAUCAUCUAAAAGAAUUGACGGAAGACAACUGCUUGCUCGUGUUCACCAAACAUGCAUUUCGUGUUGAAAAUCCCAAUGAUUAUGAAGAGUUGCUACAGAUUGGAAGAGAAAUAGCGAAAAAGUGUAAAGGCCUUCCUCUAGCUGCAAAAACACUCGGAGGUCUGCUACGCACCAAAAGAGAUGUUGAGGAGUGGGAGAAGAUAUUGGAAAGCAAUCUAUGGGAUUUACCCAAAGGCAAUAUCCUCCCAGCCUUGAGAUUAAGUUAUCAUUAUCUCCCGCCACAUCUGAAGCAGUGUUUUGCUUAUUGUGCCAUAUUUCCAAAAGACUAUUUAUUUGAAAAGGAUGAAUUAGUGCUCCUGUGGAUGGCAGAGGGCUUCUUAGUCCGCUCCGUAGAUGAUGAGAUGGAAAGAGCAGGUGCUGAGUGCUUUGAUGAUCUCUUGUCAAGGUCGUUUUUCCAGCAAUCAAGCUCAUUAUUUGUGAUGCACGAUCUCAUGCAUGACUUGGCUACCCAUGUGUCCGGUCAAUUUUGCUUCAGCUCCAGUUUGAGGGAAAAUAAUUCUUCCAAGGCCACCAGAAGGACUCGACAUUUAUCACUCGCAGUAGAUACGGAAGACACGGAUGGUGAAGAUACCGAAGAUGGAGAUACGGAAGGUGUUUUUUCAAGCACAAUAUUAGAAAACAUCCGUGAAGCCCAACAUCUACGCACAUUCCGAACUUCUCUACACAAUCUGAUGUGUCCUCCCGAAUUUGAUAAGAUCUUUCAGUCAACACAUUGUCGCCUACGAGUGAUAUCGUUGUCUAAUUGUGCCGGUGCAGCUAAGAUGCUUUGUUCAAUUAGCAAGUUGAAGCAUUUGCGGUAUUUGGAUCUUUCCUGGUCAGAUUUAGUAACGUUGCCUGAAGAAGUGAGUGCUCUUCUCAAUUUGCAAACGUUGAUUUUGCAAGGUUGCUCCGAACUUGCUAGUCUACCUUAUCUUGGAAAUUUGAAGCAUUUACGACAUCUGAAUCUUGAAGGAACAAGAAUCGAAAGGUUGCCUGAAUCUCUGGAAAGGUUAAUCAACUUGCGGUAUCUUAACAUCUCAGACACGCCUUUGAAAGAGAUGCCACCACAUAUAGGUAAACUUGCAAAGCUCCAAACGUUGACUGACUUUCUCGUGGGAAGACAGAGUGAGACUAGCAUUAAAGAAUUGGGAAAGCUACGACAUCUACGGGGAGAACUUCAUAUUGGGAACCUUCAAAAUGUGGUGGAUGCACGGGAUGCAGCUGAGGCAAAUUUGAAAGGUAGAAAGCACCUUGAUAAGCUGAGGUUUACAUGGGAUGGUGACACUCAUGACCCGCAACACGUAACAAGCACACUUGAAAAAUUAGAGCCAAAUAAAAAGGUGAAGGAUCUUCAGAUUGAUGGUUAUGGAGGUGCAAGGUUUCCGGAGUGGGUAGGAGAGUCCUCUUUCUCAAAUAUAGUGUCUUUGAGGCUCGUUAGUUGUAAAAACUGCACCUCCUUACCACCGCUCGGGCAAUUAGCUUCUUUGAAGCGUCUCUCAAUUGAAGCAUUCGAUAGAGUUGAGACUGUGAGCUCUGAGUUCUAUGGGAAUUGUACAGCUAUGAAGAAGCCAUUUGAAUCCCUCCAAACAUUAUCUUUUAGAAGGAUGCCAGAGUGGCGGGAGUGGAUUUCAGACGAAGGCAGCCGGGAAGCCUUCCCUCUUCUAGAGGAGCUUUUAAUCCAAGAAUGCCCGAACCUUGCAAAGGCCCUACCUGGUCACAACCUUCCACGUGUAACAGAACUUAGAAUUGAAGGAUGUAGGCAGCUCGCGACUCCACUUCCUAGGUUUCCUAGGUUGCACUCUCUCUAUGUUUCUGGAUCCAACUCCCUAGAGUCCCUACCCGAGGAAAUUGAUCAAAUGGGUUGUUCACCCUCUGAUUUAAGGAUUAAAAUCAACGGCUGCGCUUCUCUCAAAUGCGUCGCCCUGGACUUGCUCCCCAAGUUAAAUACUCUUUCUAUCCAUGACUGUCCAAAUCUGGAAUCACUAUGUGCCCAUGAAAGACCUCUCAAUGAUCUCACCUCUCUCCAUUCUUUGGAAAUCGCGGGGUGCCCUAAAUUAGUUUCAUUUCCCAAAGGAGGGUUACCUGCUCCAGUCUUGACACGACUUGAUUUAUAUCGUUGCAAAAACUUGAAGCAGUUGCCUGAGAGUAUGCCUUCCCUCCUCCCAUCCCUUAACCGUUUGGGAAUAUUUUAUUGUUCAGAAGUUGAGUUGUGUCCAGAAGGGGGUUUUCCCUCCACAUUACAAUCACUUUGGAUUUGGAAGUGCAACAAACUCAUUGCAGGCCGCAUGCAAUGGGGCUUGCAAACGCUCCCUUCUCUUUCACACCUCGACAUUGGUGUGGACGAAAAUGUUGAAUCCUUCCCUGAAGAGAUGCUGCUGCCCUCAAGUCUUACAUCUCUUAAAAUCGAUUCCCUAAAACACCUGAAAUCUCUUGACUACAAGGGGCUUCAACACCUCACCUCCCUUAAACAAUUGAUUAUACGUAACUGCCCUCUGAUUGAGUCAAUGCCAGAAGAAGGGUUGCCCUCCUCCCUUUCUUAUCUUGGAAUUUACAGUUGUCCUAUGCUGGGUGAAAGUUGUGAAAGGGAGAAAGGUAAAGAUUGGCCCAAGAUUUCUCACAUUCCUUGCAUAUAUAUUUUCCCCCCAACAUCAGCGGAGCAAAGAAGUAGUUAAAAGGAGGUUUUCUUUCAAUCGUCCAACAUAUUGAGUAGAUACGUAGCUAUAUUAACAACAAUACUUCCAGCAUGCACAAAUGCGACUUCUUGAUGGUUACGCUGCUAAAGACAUUUACAAAUCCCCAUCAAUACUCGUGUUUAUUCCUCGUGAUGAUCCAGUGAGCUGACAAUAAAAGAAAACCUCGGCAUUACAAGUAAAUCGAUCGUCACUGCAAGCAUAAUGCAAGCAUGGAAGAGAUUCGGGUAGGAAUUACCCUUGUCUUCAUUGAGAGGCUUUAACCUCCCUAGCUCCUUCAUCAGCAGGCCCAUUGUUUGAUGCAUCCUCUGAAGCGUCUAAGCAAGGAUUGCUUACAACAAAAAAUCGAGUUUCAGAUCAAAACAGCUUAUGGUUUUGGCUGGAAGUAUCCUAUUUAGACAUAGAUGAGCCGAUUAGAAGAUGAUUUGAGUUCUUAAAUUUUCUUGCUUAAAAUGUAAUGUAACAUGAAUCUGCAGAUGAUCAGUAAAUUAGAAGGGAAAUUUAAUUUUGCCCUGUUUAUCUAAA